Cajanus cajan (pigeon pea) is the source of this 1300-nucleotide messenger RNA. Its product is annotated as NAD(P)-binding Rossmann-fold superfamily protein. Gene Ontology annotation, molecular function: oxidoreductase activity, acting on the CH-OH group of donors, NAD or NADP as acceptor. NCBI's taxonomy places the organism in Eukaryota, Viridiplantae, Streptophyta, Magnoliopsida, Fabales, Fabaceae. The record is from RefSeq and is a predicted model, not a curated record. Gene Ontology annotation, biological process: steroid biosynthetic process.
UCAUUUCCAAACCCAAACCUUCUCCUACACUAUAUUCUAAAUAUUUCAUAUUCAUACAUAUAUUAUAUCCCCAUAAACUUUGGUCCAAAUAAUGGGUGUCCUUGGCACGUGGGAGAGCAGCAUGGCGGAUCUGGAGGCCUUCCGCCGCAGCCUGGUGGCCAUCGCCGCCAUCCACCGCCGGAAAGACGACGAGGGACGCAAAACCAACACCUUUCUUCCUCCUUUUGACCAUCACGAUGAAAAGGGAACCCUUCUUUGUGUCACUAGUGGUGUUUCCUACCUUGGCCUCGCCUUGCUCAACCACCUCUUGCUCUUAGGUUACUCUCUCCGAAUCACCCUUGACAACCAAGAGGACAUAGAGAAGCUAAGGGAAAUGGAGAGGCGUGGUGAAGUGAGGGCUACAGAAGGAAGAUUGCAAGUAAUAAUGGCAAAGCUGAGUGACGUUGAUGGGUUGGAGAAAGCCUUUGAGGGCUGUCGUGGCGUCUUUCACACCUCUGCAUUUACCGACCCUGCAGGUCUAUCUGGCUACACAAAAUCCAUGGCUGAGAUUGAAGUGAGAGCUGCUGAGAAUGUGAUGGAAGCAUGUGCAAGAACACCUUCCAUAAAAAGAUGUGUGUUCACGUCAUCGCUAUCUGCUUGUGUGUGGCAAGACAAUGCACAAUCAGACCUUAAACCUGUUAUUAGUCAUGGCUCUUGGAGCAAUGAAUCAUUCUGCAUUGAGAAGAAGCUUUGGUAUGCACUGGGCAAGAUGAGGGCAGAGAAAGCUGCUUGGAGAAUAGCUAAUGAAAGGGGUUUGAAGCUCACUACCAUUUGUCCAGCUCUAGUCACAGGUCCUGAAUUUUGCCAUAGGAAUCCAACAGCAACAAUUGCUUAUCUCAAAGGUGCCCAAGAAAUGUACUCUCAUGGUUUGCUAGCAAGAGUGGAUGUGACCAAAUUGGCUGAAGCUCAUGCAUGUGUAUUCAAGGCAAUGAACAACAAUGCUUCUGGUAGAUACAUUUGCUUUGACCAUGUGAUUGAUUCCCUUAGUGAGGCAGAGAACCUGGCUAAGGAGAUUGGAAUGCCUAAGGAAAAGAUAUGUGGAGAUGCAUCAAACAAUUCUAUACAAAGAUUUGAACUCUCUAAUGAGAAGUUGUGCAGACUUAUGUCUAGACCACUUAGGUGUUACAGUGAAUGUUAGAUGAAAUCAUGUUAUGCUUGCCUGAAAAGGUUGGUUUAUUUAUGAAGUGCCUUAGGUUUUGGAGUGUAGAAGAGAAAAUAGAUGAGCCAUGCUUUUUAGUUUAUAUAGUUAUGUUUGUAUUUA